Punctularia strigosozonata HHB-11173 SS5 is the source of this 8082-nucleotide messenger RNA. RefSeq lists its product as uncharacterized. Bases 1 to 8082 code for a protein of 2693 amino acids. Lineage: Eukaryota; Fungi; Basidiomycota; Agaricomycetes; Corticiales; Punctulariaceae. Gene Ontology annotation, biological process: double-strand break repair via homologous recombination. The transcript is spliced from 13 exons. Gene Ontology annotation, cellular component: cytoplasm; nucleus; chromosome. The record is from RefSeq and is a predicted model, not a curated record. Gene Ontology annotation, molecular function: four-way junction helicase activity; nucleic acid binding; 3'-5' DNA helicase activity.
AUGGUCUACACUGCCCCCACUGCAAACCUAGAGGAGCCCGCGGCACCCGUCCGCCAGGGUCACAGGCGGACGCGCUCUUCGGGUCACCCUACGUUCCCCUCCGGCUCCUUCAGCCCCUCGUCCAGUCCUGGUCCAUUUGGCUCGCUCGGCGUCCUGCCUCGCCGGAAGACGACGGGGAAGAAGGCAUUCUUCCUCAACGACGACUCGCGCGAGGAGCAGGAUGACCCGAUGAUCGCGGCUCCUUCGCCCGUCCCCGCACACGCGCACCUGGGUCUGCACACCAACACCACGGCGCUCUCGCCUUUCCCGAGCGGCGGUUCGCCGCGCAUCCGGUUCCCGCGCGCCAGCUCCUCUGGCCCGCCCUCACCGUCGGUCAUGCCGUCCUCGCCGCGUCCUCAGAUCCAGCGGACGCCGUCGUCCUCGUCCGUGCCUCACAUCCCGGACGAGCUGAUGCCGAACCACCACAGCUUUCACCUGCGCACCAAAUCCGAACCGGCCACGCCGUCGGUCAAAUCGUUUCACUUUGUGGAAGAAGAAGACGGUGGGCUCGAGAAGGUCAGGGUCUACAACCGGCGAGCCCGGCCUGCGAACCUGCUGGUGAAAACGGGCGAGGACACCGAGACGGAAACGGAAGCCGAGUUCCCUUUCCCGAGCCUCGCGCGCGGGAACGCGACGGUCGGCGGAAGCGACGUGCAGGCGACAUGGCAACACCGGAUUGAUCCGGCGAUCGCAGUAGCGACCGCGGUCAAUAGGAUCGGCAUGGGGAAAAGUGCAGGCUACCAGUCUCCAUGUCUCGGACGCAGAUAUGCCAACAUGAGGCGGCAGCGUUCGCGCAGGAACAGGCAACGGAAGCGCAUAACCAACUUGAAUGGGAAGGCUGACACGAUCGACACGACCCGCCGUUGGAGGACUCAGGUAUCGGACCCCCCAGCGUCAAGCGAGGGGCGUGUGAGCGAACCUGUCAGGUACGCGGGUAGUGUGAGAACGUGGAUGGCCAACGAACAAGAUCCACCAUCCGCGAAGCACCUGCAAAGCACUCCUCUCCUCUCUCGCCGGUCCUACAACACGAUACGAAGCAUCGGGCAGCGUCGGCAGACCCGCGCGUCGCCCCAUCUCCAAGGUUCUUUAGCGUCGCAGGGGUCCGUAGCCGACCAUGCCCGCAAGCGCAAGAACAAAAACCUCGACUUUCGAACGCCAAACACCCUCUCCGCUCCCCGCUGCAUUUUUUGUUUUUACAUCCUGCGGCAUAACGCGCUCUCGUCAACGGCUCUUGGUCGAUACGCACAGCGCCUCACGGAUUUCCGCACCUCAAAGUCGCUAUUAUCGAUGUCCGACAUCCCACCGCACGACGCCGACAUGGCGCAUUUGACCGAUACCGGUCGAGUCGCCCCGGGUCAGGACUCCACGCAGGAGGUCGGCCUUCAAUUCGGUCACUACGCGACGCCGCCUACGGCCCCCAUGCAAUGGUCGCAUCCCGGACCCCAGCACGCCACCUUCUACUAUCCGAUCAGUCCUUUCACGCCGGUGCACCACCAACCCCAGUCUCCGCUAGAAGACCCGUUCUGGGCCCCCGGGUUCAACCCGUUACCUUCGCAGUCCGAUCCUUUCAUCGGCACGCCGUCGCAGCCGUGCGAAUACAUCCCGAUGAAGUCGCAGGAAUACAGCAUGGAAUACGGCCCCACGAGCUCUCCCUCGCCGUUGGGCUCUUAUCCCUCGCAGGGGACGGGCGGUACGCCCACUCCGACGCAGGUCGCGCAGCCGAGUCCGCAUGCCGGCACACCGGUGGAGGCUUACGCCCAGCAGAAGCACAUGUUUGCGCGCGGUGAGUCGUUCGCGUUCACCGAGUCGGACCGUUCUAACGGCGCAACAGCGGCCGCGGUCGACGAUGGGAAAGGGAAAAAAAGAGCCCGGAGCGGGUCCGAAGCCACGGCGACGGAUGAAGCAGGAUCGAAAACGCAGAAGAGGAAAACGAAGGCCGCGACACCGUCCGAAAAGCGAUGCACCGGAUGCGGCGAAUGCUUCGAAACCGGGAAGCAGCUGACUUCGCACAUGCGGAAAUGCGCCACCGACAUAGACCUGACAUUCAAGGGCAAUGUCAAGGUCCGAUUCGCUCGCGCACACGACACCGCGUACAUAUGCUACUGCGACUCCCAUCCGCACGGGCAUCCCUUCCGCAACAACGAGGCGUUCAGGAGUCACGUCCGAUUGCCGGGAGGAGGCGCGCGACCUUGGGAUCCUGAGGGCGUCUUCGCUAAGCUACCGCGAUCGGACCAAGCGGGUUCGGAUCGCACAAGGACCGUGGUACUCAACGCGUCGGACGAAGCCAGUCGCCCGAGCACCACGCCGUUGCCAGACAGCACGGCGACUGCGCACGACCCGCCAUCGGGGAUCGAGCCGCGGAAAGGGGCUCGCCAUGCCGUACCGCUCGCAAAGGCUCCAGGGGCCAGCGCGGUACGCGCCGCACCCUCCAUUCGCGGUGUUACGGCGUCGACUUCCUCCGAGAAGACCAACACCGUACCUCGGGGCCUUAGGGCGAGGGCGGUCGUCGACAAACACGAAGGGGGACAGCUCGAUCAGACACGCUGGCUCGCGCGACGGCUAGGGCUGGGAACGGUUCGCGCGUCGCCUUCGAUCCGAGCCAGUCCGCAGCUGACCUCCCCUCAGCAGGUACCCGCAGCUCCGCAGCCGGAUCCGACGGUCGAGGCGGAAGGCGCCGGUGCCCAGAUUCGGGCGGGGCAGCAGCCGAGUCCGGGGGACCGGGUCGACAGCGAUCAAUACGAGAGCGCGGUGCAAAGUGAAGAAACGGCACACCCGGCGGGCCCGCUGGGUACCGAUACGGGCACGGAAGAACCGGCGGGCGGGGAGUCCCAUCCGACGGAGUACACCACCGAGGGUCAGCUUCGUCGGAGCGCCCUGCUGGACUCCGCCAACCUGGUGAUCAACGAACCGCUCCGACUGCUCGUCUGCACCAGUUGCAAGUGCUGCGUCGGAACGAUCGACGCGGUCCAGCACGUCCGCAAGCAUCUUCCGAACCACGGAUCCCAGGCUUGGCAGCGACUCGAAGCGCAUCUCGCUCGGACGAUCGUUGCCCAUCCGUAUCUGCUCGAACGGCUGCCGGAUCCGAGAACGCUCGACUGGAAGGGCCCCUUUCAGUGCCUGCAGACUUCCGAGGCCUUCGUUUGCAAGUACGAGGGCUGCGAAUUCUUCACCACCAACUACCAGACGCAGCUCCGUCGACACUACGCCAAGGAUCAUGCGGAUUGCGCGGAGCCUCCGAGGCAGAACGACGAUCGGACCGCGCAGAUGCGAUUCGUCCAACACGUGCAGGCGUUGGUGCCGAACGACCCGCAAUCCCGCAUCUACGUAUCCGGGCCGUUCGUCGGAGACCGAAGCGUUCCGUCUACGGAGGCCAAGUACCGGAGCGUCAGGGAGGAGAUGCAGGACAUGAACACGGUCGUCCUCGGCGAAAGUCCCAAGUCGAUACCGUUCUGGCUCUCGGCGCUGAAGUGGCCGGAGCACGUCGUAGGAUACAACACGUGCGACCUCUGCGCCCUGGUAGACGUCGGGAGCGACAAGACGGACCCGCUGGCAGGCAUGCACGACCUGGUGCAUCGGUACCUCAGGAAGUGCGAGCAGCUCGUCGCGGACUCUCCGCCCAUCGUCCUCCAGCUGCUCGCGACGGCCGACGCGCACGCGGAGCUGGAACACCGGCCGUUCAAGGUCCUCCAGCAGCGCGACACGCUGCGGAAGUACUCUCGCACCGUGGCCGCCUUACUCCUCAUGAUACUGAGGCUCGAUCCGUCGGAUCUGACCGCGUACUCGAUACCCGGAUGUGAUCCCGGCGCGGAACCUUUCGUCAGCCUCCGACGCGCUUUGAGCCCCGAAACCGACGGCGACGACCAGAACGUCGCCUCGGAGGACGAGCUGAUGGCCCUCGUCCACCGCACCUUCGGCGAGAUCUUCCUGCGUUCCUGGGACCAUCUCGAGACCGCAGACAACGCGAUCCCGCACCCGGUGAUGCGCUGCGUCGUGUUGCUGUCGAUCCGAUCCAACGGGCAGUUCAAGGAGGCCGUCCACGUCACCCCGCUCAUGGCGCACAUGCAGUACGCCAUCCGGCUCUGCGCGCUUCGAGAGAUCUACCGCACCGCGGAGGGCCGAUCGGCGAGGGACCUGGAGGAGGCGGCGCUCGCCAUCCGCCUGUUUUACACCAACGGAGGACGCAGCGCGUUCGGCGUCAUGAAGAGCCAGGGCCAUCUGAUCAACGAGGUCGCCAUGAGCAGCGACGGCGAGGUCAACGUCAUAUGGAAGGACCCGGUCAACUUCACCUCGCUCGUCUACAAAGGGUACGAGGUCACCCUGCAGCACCUGCACGACAUCUUCAGGGACCUACAGGCCGAGGCUAUGGCCAGCAAGCGCAAGGUGUCCCGCGGCCUGGCCGUUCACGUCGACAUAUCCGACGUCAAGGACGACAUGACGAACAGGGCGCUGCGGUAUUCUUUCCUCUCGGACCACCGCAACGAGGCCCUACACAGCAAGACCCGGUUUUUCGACGCGAUCGUCGGCGACGCGACGGCUCGCAACUGGUUCUUCGUCAAUCCCGACGAGCCGGAUAUGAGCCGGCUGCAGGUGGACGUGGCGCACGGGUUCGAGUGGCUCCGAUGCCUGGCCGAGCUCGAGAAGACCCUGACGAUGCUGUCGGUAGACCUCAGCGGUCCCCCCCCUAGGCUCACCGAGCUCGUGUUCUUGGAACACCUGAACGGUCCUUACGCCGACUCGAUACGCGGGUUACGGUUCUUCGGCAAGUACCUCACGAUCACCACGCAGUACCGAAAGCAGGGUCACUCCACCGCGUACGAGAAAGCGGUCCCGAGGCCGCUCGACGCGUUCACCGCUGACCUCCUCCUCCAGGUCAUCGCGGUGUACCGACCUUUCGCGGCCUGGUUGAUGCAGAAGCUCCGCCCCGAAGACGAGAACGCGGGCUCGGGUUACCAGAGGCUCAUCUUCUGCGACAUGCACGGGAAGGCGUUCGAUCCGGAAGCCGUCAGCGUCGCCAUGAUGGCCCACUCGAAGAAGGUAUGCGGCGUGCCCCUGGGCAUCAACGCCAGGAGGCACGUCUUCAAAGCCUACCGACGCGACCUCCUGGCCAUCCACGACGUCGCCCCCGAGAUCGAGGUGCAGAUCAACCUCGAGCACAUGGACGCCGUCGGCAUGGGUCACAGCGACUCGGUCGAUCGGAGGCUCUACGCGCGGUCCAACACGUCCGACGGUCAGUACAGCGGACACAUGCUGCAGGCCAUGUUCGAGCGCGCGGCCCAGUGGCAGGUCCUCAUGCGCGUGGUGCCCGCAGGCGUCCUGCUGCCUCACGAGGAGUGCACCGGAGACAAGUUCGAGUCGCUCCUGGGCGCGGGUCUGUUCAAGGAAUGCGCGAAAAAGAAGGACGAGUCGGACAAGAAGCUGCAGGACGCCGUCAGGAUAGCGGUGAGGGAGGAGCUUCGGGCCACGUCUCCUUACGGUACCGCCCGCGACGCGCCGCUUCCCGACGCGAUCCUUUCCGCCAUCCGCGCGGAAAUCACGUCCGCGAUGGAGGCCGUACUACGCUCCGUCGCCGCUCCCGGAAGAGCGUCCGAGGCGACCUCCCCGGCCGCUAUCCGCGGGGCUGCACCGCUCGAGGGGAACGAACCGCAGGCGCCAGCGGAAGCAGCCAUCGCGAUUCGCGGCCAAGUUCGCCCAGAGCACGUCGCGGGACCAGGUCCCACGCCGGACGCCGCCUUUCCGAGCACGCCGAUCUCCACGCGGCGUCCCGUGGCGUCCGCCCCUGCCCGACACAGCAAGGCCGCUCCGAAGGUCGAUUCGAACGGGCCGAACCAGCCAUCGGCCACUCCCGCGGGCGGCGCACCGCGUCCGUCGAGUUCGGAUCGCCCGAGCGCGUCGGGACCGAACGACGCGAGCAGCAAAACGCGACCCAAACCUCGACCCGUGAAGCCCAUCGCCAUCGCGGCUCCUCAGCCAUGGCCCUCGAGCUUACCGCCCUCCACACCCGGCUACGGACAUCCGGACGACGAAUCGGUAUCGGACGGUGACCCGGGUUCCCCGCGAUUGCAAGCGUCGGAUUCCGAGAUCGAAGACUUCUCGACCCAGCAGUCCCUGAGCACCGUACGAUCCCAGAAGAGGGCGGAGAGGAAGAUCUACCACUGGAAGCCCCUCGUCACGAAGCACAUGCGACGGCUGUACGGGGAGGGAUGCACUUACCGGUCCUACGGGCAAUGUGAGGCCAUAUACGAGACGCUCAUACAGCGCAACGACCUGCAGGUGGUCCUACCGACCGGCGCCGGCAAAACCACGCCGGUCAUCAUCGCCGGCCUCGUGGACAAUUCCACCACGGUCCUGGUCGUUCCGCUCAAGGUCCUCCUAGACGAGGCGGGAAGGAAGCUCGAACGCGCCGGCGUCUGUCACCACAUAUGGAGGGCGGGAACCAUCCCCCCUCCGACCAGGGUGGUGGUGGUGAGCUACGAUCGCAUCGGAUCCGAAGAUUGGAGGAGCGCGAUCACCGAGCACCACAUCUCGACCCCGUAUCCCGUCACGCGAUUCGUGUUGGACGAGGCGCACGUCCGGCUCACUCAGUGCGAGUUUCGGUCCGACAUCAUGGAGAACAUGUGGAAGGUCAGGAUGUUCGGCGCCCAGGUCAUCGCGCUCACCGCGACUCUACCCCCCCUCGCCGAGGACCACCUCGCGGACCUGCUCCUCCAGCAAAAUCCGAUCGUCAUCCGCGAGCCGACGGUUCGACCGAACCACAAGUACAUCAUGAAACGCCCUGUGGAAGGAACGCAGAUGCCGGCGCGCAUAAGAAGGACGAUCGUGGUGCAGCAAUGUCUGGACACCUAUCGCGAUGACACGGAUCGCUUUCUGAUCUUCGUCCCCUCGCACGCCUACGGAGAGACGGUAUCGAAGUACCUCGGAUGCGACUUCUACUGCAGCCUCUCCAAGCAGGAGAAGGACCUCCCCCCUUACGCGCGUCAGAGGUUGGAAGACGAGCGACAGCAGAUGAUCGCGAGGUUCGAGGACACCCCGGGAGGCUGCCUGGUGGCCACGUCCGCCCUCGGAGCCGGCUACGACUACGCGCACAUCCCUUGCGUCGUCGUCGCGUACAGCUUCCCGUGCAUACUCGAGCUCGUGCAGCAGAUCGGGAGAGGCGGACGCGACGGCCGACCGUGCCUGGUCCAGUUCAUGCCCGCGAGCGACGCGUUCUCCGGUAAGGACGUGAACCCGAAGGAGGACAUCCUCGGUCACAACCUGGGUCGGAACCUCGCCGGAACCAAGGAAUGCAUUCGGUCCGUCAUCGCGUCGUGCGUGGACAUCGCACCGUCGCGCUGCUCCGAAGUGCCCGGCGCCUUACGAUGCUCGAAUUGCGAGGACCGCAACGAAACCGACCGAUCCGAUGAGCCGGUCGACACGUGGACUCCGUCGGAAUAUUUCGACGAGGAAGAUAUGCAGAUCCGGCUCGGCGACGAGACGGAUUUCCGAGCGGCGCAGCGAAAGGUCGACGAACGAUGCGCAUCCGAGGCGCUGGCCCACGCCGACAUGGAAGACCGCAUAUUGCGGGCGAUGCGACCCUUCGCGGACUGCUGCAUCGGAUGCUGGUUCUCGCACAACCGCUGCGUGGAAAGGCCCACCGUCGCUCGCCACGAGUCCAUCCUCGAGUGCGGCUCUGUCGUCGACGACCCCUCCGGAAAGGACUCGUACCUCGAGUUCUCGGGUCGACUCAAGUACGAGAAGCAAGCCCGCACCCCUCGGAUCUGCUGGUUCUGCCACGUACCUCAAUCUUCGGGUCGCAUGGGCAAGCACGGCAACCGAACGACCUGCGAGUGGAAGGACGUCCUGGUGCCGUUCCUCUGGCACCUCACGAGGCGCGACGACCGAGGAGAGUCCAUCUGGAAGGACCGGUACCGGCUCCGAUCUCUAGACGAGUUCGUCCCCUGGCUCAUGAAGCGGGAGGUGGCGAAACCUUGGGCGUCCAACAUCGUCCGGUGUUUCGUGGAGACGAUCGAGUUGGACUACGCGACGGUGUUGGAGAUCGACGGGUAG